Carassius auratus (goldfish) is the source of this 5553-nucleotide messenger RNA. Its product is annotated as palmitoyltransferase ZDHHC5-like. NCBI's taxonomy places the organism in Eukaryota, Metazoa, Chordata, Actinopteri, Cypriniformes, Cyprinidae. The transcript is spliced from 12 exons. The record is from RefSeq and is a predicted model, not a curated record. Bases 1903 to 4200 code for a protein of 765 amino acids. Gene Ontology annotation, molecular function: palmitoyltransferase activity. Gene Ontology annotation, biological process: protein palmitoylation.
AGCUCGUGCCGCUGCUCUGAGCUGGGUGAAAAUACGGUAAACCAGUCGUUAGCGUUAAACUACACGAGAUUUAGCAGGUCAUACGCGACGGAACAUAGAUUUAAUCGAGUGUCGAGAGGAGCCAAAACCUGACUGACUUUGUAUAAGUUCGAGUGAAUGCAAAAAAUAAGAGGAAAGAUUCAUAUUUUGGACGCAGGCUAACGUUAACUUGCUAAGUGAGCCAUCGGCAAGACCCCACAAUCCAAAGAUUGAAACGGAGAUUAAAGUCAUCAUCUAGCGUUAAUCUAUUAAAGAGGAUAACCAGUGUCUCUCUCUCUCACACACAAACACAAAUCCUCUAAAGCAGCGACGCCAGUGAACUAACUGACAGGUGGAGUUUAUUUCCAUUCUCCCCGGCACACCCACUCAAAGACCCCAUCAUUGGAUGAGUGCAUGCUUACUCUGUGUGUGUGAAUGUGCGCAUGGUCAGCUGAAAGAGGAGAUAACUCCACGGAGUCAGAGAAGAAAGCGUAGGCAUGGCUCAAGGCACUCCCUUGAGGCUGCGUCCCCCUGAGGUCCUUAUGUAAUGCUGUCUCAUCUUCUAAUAGAUGGCAGCAGGACCUGAUACACCCACACGUACACAUUUAAAGAAGUCUCUGAAAUGUCCCAAGGGAGAAGUUGAACUCUUGUUUAUUGUUUUCUCUUUGACUCAAUCUUCACAUACUCACCUGUGGAUCCCAGGAUUCAAAAGCUCCAAAGUCUUUUUUUUUCUGAAUCGCUCCACUGACCUGGAUCAAUUCCCAGUAGUGUUGAGAUGUGUGCUAGCUAAGCGCUGCUCUUCUCACCUGUUUUUUGUCUCUGUGCAAGCUCCAUCAAGAGAGGUGUUUUAGCUGGAGCAUUUCUCUCAUUUCGUGCCUCUUGUCUCAAAAAGCAAGAAUUUUGAUCUGAUCAGCCAUGCAGGUGUAAGCCUGUUUACUUGUAAAGAUACUGGCCUGUCCUUCGAAACUAACCUGUGGAUCAGCAAUGCAUCGACUCUGGAGAGAGACACUAGAGAUUCCAUUUGUUAAGGUGCAGUGUAGCGCACUGGUUGGUUGUAAUGAAGGAGAGACAUUUUUAUAUUUUCUGAUGGUGUGGAUGGUAGGGGGAAACUGUUAACGGUUGAUUCCGUCUUAUUCCUUCGCUGUCAUUUCUCCCUUAAGAAGUGAACUACACCAAAACUGAGAAAAAACCUCCACUCUUUGUGUCAGUCGCAGUUUUUUUUUUUUUUUUUAUCCAAUUUCACAGCAGAAGGUAACUCCAGGGCAUUAAUUGACUUCAGGCCUGCUUAUCAAAACAUCAAAUCCAAAUAAAUUUUUUUUUCAAAAAUUUCAUAGCAUCCAAAAAAAAAAGAAAAAACUUGUUGCCCUCCUCUACCUCUUAUUUUAUACAGUAACACCAAAUCUUUUUCAUAAGAAAAACUUUUAUAAAAAAAAAAAAGAAAACUUUUAAAGCAUCAAUAACUAUUUAGGAGUUGGACCCUAUUUUUUUUUUUAAAGCAGUUCCCAUAUUUAUAAACUUUUUCCUAAAUAGUCAGAAAACAUUUAGACAGUAAAGGUUUUGAGCAAUUUUUGUUAAAUGAUUCAAUAAUUUAUAAGCCAGAGUGUCCAAAUAUCAGAAACUUUAAAUUGGUUUGUUAAAAGCCCUAAUUUAUUCAGUUUACCACUUUUUCUUAUUUUAUUUUAUUUAUUUUUUUAUCCUUUUUUAUCCAUUUAAAUUUGUUUUGUACUGUUGAAGCCAUGCUCAUCAUGUGGCUUUUUUCUAUAAUGCUAAAAGAGCAACGGCUUCUCCCCUAGCCUUUCUUUUCGUUUGUGCUGUCUCGACAACACAAACACUCUUACACAUAUAUUAUUUUCUGGGGUGCGCUGCCAUCCUGCCCCCUGGGUGAUGCCGAGCGGCAGCAUGAGUGGGGGUCUGUCUGGACCCACUUCCCCACCCCACCCCACUGUCCCAUCCAGACGUCUCCGGCCUAGUCGCUACGUGCCGGUCUCUGCGGCCACGGCCUUCUUGGUUGGAUCAACCACCCUCUUCUUCUGCUUCACGUGCCCUUGGCUUUCGGAGCAGUUUUCCGCCGCUGUGCCGAUAUACAAUGGCAUUAUGUUUCUGUUUGUUCUGGCCAACUUCUGUAUGGCCACCUUUAUGGAUCCUGGCAUCUUCCCUAGAGCUGAGGAAGAUGAGGAUAAAGAAGAUGAUUUCCGUGCUCCUCUUUACAAGACUGUGGAGAUUAGAGGCAUUCAAGUCCGGAUGAAGUGGUGCUCCACCUGCCGUUUCUAUAGACCUCCGCGUUGCUCACACUGCUCAGUGUGUGACAACUGUGUGGAGGAUUUUGAUCAUCACUGUCCGUGGGUCAACAACUGUAUCGGCCGGAGGAACUACCGCUACUUCUUCCUGUUCCUGGUCUCUUUGACGGCUCACAUAAUGGGAGUGUUUGGCUUCGGCCUGCUUUAUAUUCUCUACCACACCCAGCAGCUGGACAGAGUGCAUUCGGCUGUCACUAUGGCUGUCAUGUGUGUCGCUGGGCUUUUUUUCAUCCCAGUAGCAGGUCUAACUGGUUUCCAUGUCGUUUUGGUGGCAAGAGGCAGGACCACCAAUGAGCAGGUAACAGGGAAGUUCAGGGGAGGCGUGAACCCCUUCACAAACGGCUGCUUGAGGAACGUCUCCCAUGUUCUGUGUAGCUCACAGGCACCCAGGUAUCUGGGUAGAAAGAGGAAGGCUCAGACAGUGUCUAUUCAGCCUCCCUUCCUCCGGCCGCAGUUUACUGAGGCUCAGCUGGCAGCCAAGGUCCUCGACAACGGAAUCCAAGGAGACCUUCACCGGUCUAAGAGCAGUUUGAUGGAGAGUCAGUCUGCGGACGCCGAGCCUCCGCCUCCACCCAAACCAGAGCUCAGAUACCCUGGGCUGUCCCGAGGACCUGCCGGACACUCUGAGGAGAGUAGUCUGUUGAAUAAAGCCCCGCCCACCCCCACCAUGUUCAAGUACAGGCCCACAUACAGCAGUCCGGCCAAGAACCACACUGCCCUCACACAUGCCUACGCCAACCAGAUGAGUCGUGGGGAGAGUCUUAAAGAGUCCUCUUCCUCUCUCCUCCAGUCCAGUCAGCAGCCAGGCUAUCGCUCUGAGCCCAGUCUGGAUGGGCACGAGGGGGGUGGAGUUGAAAGAAGUGGGCCAGAGCGAACAGGUGGGGGUCCCGGAGGACCUCCAGGCUCAGGGAUCACGGGAUACUCUCUAGGAGGGCGUUCAUAUCCCUCCUUCUCUGAUCCCCCAGUUCUUGCCGGAGGGGCCUCGCGGUCCUCUAGUGUUCGCUCUUCUCACAAUGCCCCACCAUCUGAAGCUACCACCUCCACCAGCUACAAGAGCUUAGCCAAUCAGACGCCACCACCGGCUCCUAGGAACGGCAGUCUGUCAUACGAUAGUCUACUCACCCCUUCCGAAAGCCCAGAUUUUGAGUCGGCAGUGCCAGAGGUGUCACCAGGGCGUCCGCGCACACCUGUUGGAUACAGUUCGCCUUUCCUGUCGGCACAGAUCGCCCAGCAGCGAGAGACGGAGCUCCACCAGCCGUGUGCCUCCAGCACCGCCCUCCUUGCCUCCCCACAACACGCCGGCUAUCUACGUGGCUUCACCUCCUCUCCUCCCGCUCCACCUGAACGAGAGCGGGAACGCCAGCUGCAUGACUCUCAACCACCCCACCACCAUCAUCAUCACCACCACCAUCAUCACCAUCACCUUCGGCCGCCCCGCUUCUCUCGACCCCCUCUGCUCUCUGACUCGGGCCCAUCUCAGCCCUCAUAUCCGUACCGCACUCGCUCCACUGACACGCCUCUGCCGAACACCACCCACCCUCCACACUCGCCCCACCCCCCGCCGCUGGGGAAGUCUCUGUCUUACUCUAGCGCUGCUGCUGCAGAGAUGCAGUACCGCCUGGUCCGCAAAGCCUCGGCCUCGGUCGGGGGAGGGGGCAUACAGGCGCCAAAGGAAGAGAUUCAGAUGAAGUCGUAUAGUCGGACAAAUGGGCAGCCAAAACCUUUUUCCACCCCCUUGUCCCCCUCUAAUCCUGUCAGCGUGUCCACUCGGCCAGGACAGGCGUAUUCCAGUGCUGGCUCUUCUCAGAGCCCCGCCCACAAGCCUGGAGGCGGAGUGAAGAAGGUGACGGGUGUUGGUGGGACCACUUACGAGAUAUCGGUGUGAGAUCUCGAGUCACUGUCCUGAGCCGUGGAAUUAUUUUCUUCACUCUGUUGGGCGGACAUUUAUUGGUGCCUACUGGAAAGAUCUGAAAACCUCUCUUCAAAAUUGAAGCAGACCUCUGCUGUUAUCUUUUAAAACGGAUGUAAUGGUGACCAGCAGUUUUUGGAGGAGGAGGAGGAGCAGUUCAAGCCCUGACAUAGUGAACUUCAGGACUCCUCACCAGUAAGGAGCUGGAACACAGAAUCGGUGUAAAGGACCAGUUUGCCUUCCAAACAUUUCAGUACAUAACAAAAAAAGAUUUUUAUCCAACAUAAAGGUGUAAAUUGUCCUGUAUAGAGAAAACGGUAAUUGUUUGCUUGUUUUUUCAUUGGGUGGAAUUAAAUUUUACAAUAGGGGACCUGUGGUAUUCAGUAUCCAUUUCAGACCACUGUGAUUGGCAUGCGACAACGUUGUGUCGGUAUCCAAUCAGCACCAGGGAAGCAAUAUGCUAGAAAAGAUUAAAAAAAGGACUAAUGCAUUAUUUAAAUGACAGCAGCCUUUCAAGUGCUUUUCAGUAAUGUUUUCUGAGCAAUGGCCUUGGAAAAUCAAGGAUGUUUUUAUUUAAUUUUUAAAGUCUUAUUUUGUAUGACUAUUGAUAAGAUCAAAAUUUUUUUUCUACAAAGGCUGAUAUUUGUUCUCUGUGGACUUUUAUCUAAUCGGAGGGAUAAAGAGCUAAUGGCCACUCUAGCCAGAGAGAUCAGCCGGUAAUCAAAGGGUUAACCGUAGCAUAAAAAUGCAUCUCAAGCUGGGACGUUUUUCAAUUUUUAUACAGUAAACAUUGAUUGGCUGCCUCUUGGAUGUUGUUGUUGUUGUUGUUGUUUUUAUGAAUAUGUGAGAGCCAAUUCUCACCGGUGGCCUUGACUAGCCAGCCAUAUAGGAUUUGAAGCUUCCUGUUCACAAUGCCACAGAAUGCUGGGUAACCAAUUCAGUGCCCUCUGAUUGGACAGCAGUUGAACCAAUCAAUGGAAGUUAGCUGUCAUUAUGAAUCCGUGAAAGCCUUUUAUUUUUAAUUAUUCAGUUCCUACCUAUUGCAUUCGAGAAAAUUGUGACUCAUUUCAGUCAUCGUCUGUCUUGUCAGGGGUAUUGAUCAAUAUUUAGAUCCGAGCUGGCCAAUCAGGGGACAGAAUGUAUUUGCUGACUGAUACAAAAGCCAAUGAGUACACUUAAAUGGAAUAUUUUGGAUCAAAAGAUGGACUGCAGAGAGGGAAAGAACGAAAAGAAUGUGUACUGUAUAGUUCAGUGUGAGUGAACAUGGUUGUGAAUAUGUGUAUGCGUGCGUGAGUGUUUGAGCAUUGGUAAUAAACUCUUUAUAAAUCA